CGCCAAAGUGCAAUAUGAGCAUUUCCUAGUAGAGGAACGUUGCCGAAUCCGUCCAGAACAUUUAGUUGCGAUAAAUUCAAUCUUCGAAGGGAAGAUUUCAACUUUUCACGCUCUGAUUUACAUUUCAUGGUUACGCUUGGCUUGAGUUACUUUUAAUAUAGAGCCAACGAAGCUCAUCAGAUUUCGUGUAUUGCUGCUGUGUUGUAAUCUGUGGGAAAAAGCUCCGUGCCGGGUAUGGAUUCAAAAAUUUUAGUCGCUGUUGAAUUGCUAGUACUAGUUUGUCUGUUUUCGCUGGAGUCUGCUUCGUGUUCUACGAAAGGGUUUCAAAUCACCAGAGAUUCAAGAGACUCUUUUAAAAUCCCGCCAUCAAAAUGUGACUCGACGAACCAAAGCUUUGAUUAUUGUGCCGAGUACAACGCAAAGAAAGACAGAGAGAAGACGCCAUGCGAUUGCGUGUGUGACGCAAGCUCAUCAACGUUUGAAUUUCGAAACAAUGCCUGGUCUUGCCAGAAAAAUAAUGAGACGAGAGCGUCUUUUGGCUGCGGUAUGUUUCUUGACGAUGAGGACAAUGCAACCAAACUGAAUUCGCUGAGAGAUGGUAGCGAAAAAGGACUGAAGUGGAGGGCAGGGCCUUGCACCAUAAAUAUCCAAGAUUCUUUAUACAUCAAGUGCUUCGGAAAAGGGGACUCUGUGGCAACCGCUACGUCAGCACAAAUUCAAAUUGAAGAAGGUUCUAAACCUGUUGUGAACGAACUUGAGCUUGAAUACCCGUCAAGAAACGAUGUCGUUGGAGGCAUUGUGAAACUUACAUUAGAGUGCAAAGGACCUGGUCCCUCAACCACUGUCGGUUGCCUGCUAGUCAAAUUGCAAGGAAGCACAUCAUGUCCCGUGGCAGGAACACCGGAGACGACUACUUUACCCACAGCAGUCGAGACACUUUCUAAAGAGGUAGUUCCAUCAGUUGCUACAUCACAGGCUCAGAUCUUUUCACCCCCAGAUUCCUCCGCUGGUAAACAGACUAAACGCCUGGACGAUUUAUCCGUUUUUCUUAUCGUCGGACUGACUAUCUCACUCAGUCUCCUUUUUGUAAUCGUUGGAACGUUCGUUUAUCGACGUAAUUGUGCACGAAAUCACCUUUAUUGGGACACUGACGAGCACAGCUCCCAUUCAAACCCAGACUCUGAGCGUGGUGAAAAGGAUGCAAGCUAUGCUUCAUUGAGCCAUUGUACAACCACUACCUAUGCCUCAGCCUAUAACAUUCCCAGUACCAUGGGCGGAAUAAAUACGCUUGAUGGAGAAGAACCAAUUUAUAGCACUGUGGAUGAGUACCAAGACCCAGCCAUAACAGAGAGCCCCAGAAAGGUGAGGCCUCUAAGUGUCGAGCAACGCGUGUAUAACCUAGUCGAGGUCCUUGAUACAACCACGCCUGACGGGUCGUAUGAAUAUUGUUCCAAUGAAGUGAGUCAAGCACAGUCUCCGCUUAGCGUGGAACAGCGUGUGUACAACGUCAUUGAAGGCCUUGAUGUGAACACCUCGGACGGCCCUCACGGAGAUGUUGCCCAGGAAGGGGCUCAAGAGAGCCAGGUACCCUUGAGUGUGGAGCAACGUGUGUACAACCUCGUGGAGCCUCUUGAUAACACAAACACAUUAGACGGCCCCAAUGAAGAAGGAAGCGCAAUGCAGCCUCCCAUAAGCGUGGAACAACGACUUUAUAACACCAUAGAGCCCCUGGAUACAGUGACCUGCCAACAAGGCGACAAUUGUGAUCCUAAAAGCAAAGAAAUUGGCAAGUAUCCAUUUUACAACAUUUUGGAGGAACCUUUACCAAGUGACAUCGAACAAGGAGAAAGAAAUAGGUCUAGCAGUGUAAAGGAACAUGUUUAUAAUGUCCCUGAGGAACUCAAAGUAGAAGGAACUAAGGAACCAAGUGAUGCUAGCGCUUCACUGGACUCUUCUCGGGAUUAUGACGAACCGAUAGAGCUUUAGAAAGACUGAAAAGAAGUAGUAGUAGUGUCCGGGAAAUGGAAGUGCUCUUGCUCACCUGAGUGAGUGAGCCGGCCUGCUUCCUUAAAAAAAAAAGUAAAGAAAGAGGGAGUAACCUUUUCUAUUCACUCAAGCGCUGAUGGUGGAUUACACCUAUCGCCAAUGUCUAGUUGUUUAUUUCCCAAAUAAUCUCCUGUUUGAUGGGACAGCAAAACAAAACAACGAGAGCAAGAGAAACGGAGGGGAGGUGCAGUGGCUUGAAGAAACGUGGGGCUAAAGGCUUUCAUCCACACCCCUCCCACCUUAGUUCGGUCGUCAUUUCAUCUUUUUUUUUUCACUAGUAUAAUGGUGCUUAUAUCUAUUCUAACUUCAAGGAGUGCAGCUGCUAAUCGAUAAUUAUUUAAAUUGCUUAUCACUUACAUUUGGCGUCUAAUAAAUUACUUAAUAGAGGGAAGGCAGCCCGCAAACUUUCCCUUUUUUUUUGUUGGCAAGGAACCAAGAACUGAAAAAAAAAACAAAACAAAACAAAAAAAAAACAACACGAUUUUAAUGUAGUUUAACCAUGGCGUUCUUCUAGAUCUAUCAUGGGACACUGCUCUUAAGCUUAACAAAAACCCAAGGCUAUACUAAUGAAAGGACCAACCAGAGUAAGGCCUGGAUAUAACUCCUAACGAAAGAUAAAAAUAAAAAAGAUAAUGAAAGAAAGCUUUGCUUGCAUAUGAAAAUGUUUUGUAAAUUAUAAUUAUACAUGGAAAAUCAUGGAUAUGAUAUUUAAAUGUAAAUAAUUUGAAUAGAAAUACAGAGUCAGUGUUACAUAAAAUAAUAAAACUGUUAGUAAUACA
This is a messenger RNA of Pocillopora verrucosa, 2825 nucleotides long. RefSeq lists its product as uncharacterized. Lineage: Eukaryota; Metazoa; Cnidaria; Anthozoa; Scleractinia; Pocilloporidae. The record is from RefSeq and is a predicted model, not a curated record.